This is a messenger RNA of Charadrius vociferus (killdeer), 4198 nucleotides long. RefSeq names its product ATPase, class VI, type 11A (gene ATP11A). Gene Ontology annotation, molecular function: magnesium ion binding; ATPase-coupled intramembrane lipid carrier activity; ATP binding. The coding region runs from base 1 to 3948 and encodes 1315 amino acids. NCBI's taxonomy places the organism in Eukaryota, Metazoa, Chordata, Aves, Charadriiformes, Charadriidae. Gene Ontology annotation, cellular component: plasma membrane; endoplasmic reticulum; recycling endosome. Gene Ontology annotation, biological process: phospholipid translocation. The record is from RefSeq and is a predicted model, not a curated record. The transcript is spliced from 32 exons.
AUGGGCACACAGCCCUGGCCAAAAAUGUCCCCCAAAAUGGAAGUAGAAAAUUCCCAUUUGGCAGCGGCUUUCGACUUGUCGAAAAAGACCUCUCACCUCAUCCCUCAAAAUCCCGGGCAGGGGGAGACCACGGGGGUUUGGCUGCUGGGGGACCAGGGGAUUCCAGCCAGCUAUGUGUGCGGGCGCAUGAGAGACAGUCUGUACCAGCAGCUGGAGCGGGACUAUGGUCUUGGGGGCUUUUAUAUCCAGGGGGAGACCACGGGGGUUUGGCUGCUGGGGGACCAGGGGAUUCCAGCCAGCUAUGUGUGCGGGCGCAUGAGAGACAGUCUGUACCAGCAGCUGGAGCGGGACUAUGGUCUUGGGGGCUUUUAUAUCCAGUGUGCUGGAGAAGAGAACUGGGUAGACAGUCGGACUAUUUAUGUUGGGCAUCGUGAACCACCUCCAGGCACUGAAGCGUACAUUCCACAGAGAUUUCCAGACAACAGAAUAGUCUCAUCAAAGUACACGUUUUGGAACUUUGUACCGAAAAAUUUGUUUGAGCAAUUCAGAAGAAUAGCUAACUUCUAUUUUCUCAUCAUUUUCCUUGUUCAGUUAAUUAUUGAUACACCUACUAGUCCAGUUACAAGUGGACUUCCACUUUUAUUUGUCAUCACCGUAACAGCUAUCAAACAGGGUUACGAAGAUUGGCUUCGACAUAAAGCUGACAAUGCAAUGAAUCAAUGCCCUGUUCAUUUCAUUCAACAUGGUAAACUGGUUAGAAAGCAAAGCCGAAAAUUAAGAGUUGGAGAUAUUGUAAUGGUAAAAGAAGAUGAAACAUUCCCAUGUGACUUAAUAUUUCUAUCAAGUAGUAGAGGAGAUGGAACAUGUUUUGUUACAACAGCUAGUUUGGAUGGUGAAUCCAGUCAUAAAACUUACUAUGCUGUUCAAGAUACAAAGGCAUUUCACAAUGAACAAGAAAUCGAUGCACUACAUGCUACCAUUGAAUGUGAACAACCUCAGCCUGACCUUUAUAAAUUUGUUGGUCGAAUAAAUGUUUACCAUGAUAGGAAUGAGCCUACUGCAAGGCCAUUAGGAUCUGAAAAUCUGCUUCUUAGAGGAGCCACUUUAAAGAACACAGAAAAAAUCUUUGGUGUUGCUAUCUACACUGGCAUGGAAACUAAGAUGGCAUUAAAUUACCAGGCAAAAUCACAGAAGCGAUCUGCUGUAGAAAAAUCAAUGAAUGUAUUCCUUAUUGUAUACCUCUGUAUUCUCAUCAGUAAAGCACUAAUAAAUACUGUCCUGAAGUAUGUCUGGCAGAGCGAACCAUUUCGUGAUGAGCCAUGGUAUAAUCAGAAAACAGAGCCAGAAAGGAAAAGAAAUUUGUUUCUUCAAGCUUUUACAGACUUCCUUGCAUUCAUGGUUCUUUUCAACUACAUUAUUCCUGUAUCCAUGUAUGUCACUGUGGAAAUGCAGAAAUUUCUUGGUUCUUAUUUCCUUACAUGGGAUGAGGAAAUGUUUGAUGAGGAUACAGGUGAAGGACCACUGGUGAAUACUUCUGACCUCAAUGAAGAGUUGGGACAGAUUGAGUAUGUCUUCACAGAUAAAACAGGAACAUUAACUGAGAACAACAUGGAAUUUGUAGAAUGUUGCAUUGAAGGGCACGUUUAUGUACCACAUGUUAUCUGCAAUGGCCAAAUUCUCCACAAUUGUACAGGAAUUGAUAUGAUCGAUUCUUCUCCAGGAGGAAGUGGAAAGGAGAGAGAGGAACUAUUUUUCCGAGCUCUUUGUCUUUGCCACACAGUUCAGGUAAAAGAUGAUGACAGCGUAGAUGGAUUGAAGAAAAGCCAGCUCUCAAGAAGAUCUUGUAUAUAUAUAUCAUCAUCACCUGAUGAAGUUGCUUUAGUUGAGGGAAUACAGAGACUUGGUUACACCUAUCUAAGGCUGAAGGACAAUUUUAUGGAGAUCUUAAAUCGGGAAAAUAACAUAGAGAAGUUUGAAUUAUUGGAGGUUUUGAGUUUUGAUUCUGUGAGACGGCGAAUGAGUGUAAUUGUUAAAUCUUCAACAGGUGAUAUAUUUCUGUUUUGUAAGGGAGCAGAUUCUUCCAUAUUUCCUAGAGUUAAAGAAGGCAAAAUUGAACAAAUACGAUCCAGAGUUGAACGCAAUGCAGUGGAGGGACUGCGAACAUUGUGUGUUGCAUAUAAGAAGCUCACCGCAGAAGAAUAUAGCAAUGCACAGAAGCUGCUUCAGAGUGCAAAGUUGGCCCUCCAGGACCGGGAAAAGAAAUUGGCUGAAGUGUAUGAGAAGAUAGAAAGAGAUUUUAUUUUACUUGGUGCUACAGCUGUUGAAGAUCGACUACAAGAAAAAGCUGCUGACACUAUUGAAGCACUCCAGAAAGCUGGAAUUAAAGUUUGGGUUCUGACGGGAGACAAAAUGGAGACUGCUGCAGCUACUUGCUAUGCUUGCAAACUCUUCCGGAGAAAUACACAAAUACUUGAGCUAACCACAAAGAAAAUUGAGGAACAGAGUUUACACGAUGUGCUUUUUGACCUAAGCAAAACUGUCCUAAGACACAGUGGCAGUUUAACCAGGGAUACUUUCUCAGGACUUUCAACUGAUAUGCAAGAUUAUGGUUUAAUUAUUGAUGGAGCAGCUUUAUCAUUAAUAAUGAAACCAAGACAAGAUGGGAGCUCUGGUAACUACAGAGAGCUCUUUCUUGAAAUUUGCAGGAACUGCAGUGCAGUAUUAUGCUGUCGAAUGGCACCUCUACAAAAAGCACAGAUUGUAAAAUUGAUUAAAUUAUCAAAGGAGCAUCCUAUCACAUUAGCAAUUGGUGAUGGAGCAAACGAUGUCAGUAUGAUUCUAGAAGCACAUGUUGGAAUAGGAAUCAUUGGUAAAGAAGGUCGUCAAGCAGCGAGAAACAGUGACUAUGCAAUACCUAAAUUUAAACAUUUGAAAAAAAUGUUGCUUGUUCAUGGGCAUUUUUAUUAUGUUAGGAUAUCUGAACUUGUGCAAUACUUCUUUUAUAAGAAUGUCUGCUUCAUUUUUCCUCAGUUUUUAUAUCAGUUCUUCUGUGGGUUUUCACAACAGACUUUAUACGAUACUGCAUAUCUAACACUGUACAAUAUCAGCUUCACUUCCCUUCCUAUCCUCUUGUAUGGUCUAAUGGAACAACAUGUCAGUGCAGACACACUCAAGAGAGAGCCUUCCCUAUACAGAGAUGUUGCCAAGAAUGCUUUGCUGCGCUGGCGUGCAUUUAUUUAUUGGACAUUCCUAGGAGUGUUUGAUGCUGUGGUAUUUUUCUUUGGUGCCUAUUUCUUGUUUGACAACACAAUUGUGACCAGCAAUGGACAGCUAAUGACAACCAGCACUCACAUGAUGUUUGGAAACUGGACGUUUGGAACACUGGUGUUUACUGUGCUUGUAUUCACGGUUACAUUGAAGCUUGCACUAGAUACACACUAUUGGACGUGGAUAAAUCACUUCAUGAUCUGGGGAUCACUGGUAUUCUACAUUGUCUUUUCUCUGCUCUGGGGAGGAAUUAUUUGGCCUUUUCUCAAUUAUCAGAGGAUGUAUUACGUGUUCAUGCAAAUGCUGUCUAGUGGUCCUGCGUGGCUGGGUAUAAUUCUGCUCAUAACUGUCAGCCUUCUUCCAGACGUUCUCAAGAAGGUCUUAUGCAGGCAGUUGUGGCCUACAGCAACAGAAAGAAUCCAGAAUGCAUCGAGGCACUGUCGGGAGCACAUCUCGGAAUUCACACCUCUUGCCUGUCUGAAAAGCCCAAGAUACAGGAGCAGUGACUGCAGCAAUUCCCCAGCAAGAAGGUCUAAUUCUCAUUCUAAAAAAAUGAUGUUUACGCAUUGGAAAGGCGUUGAUUAUUCAGUACUUCCAUCUGUCUUUGGCUAUUCAAAUAAGCAUUGCCGUUCCAGUGCAGGCUACCGCUACAGUGGGUCAGGUUUGGAAACGUCUGUGUGACAGAACACCAAGUCAAGCCUUUAAAAACUGUAUCUUUGUUUAUUUCUUUUUUCAGGAAACAAACAUGUCACAGAAACAUAUUAAACUAUACCUGGCUUUUGCUGUCUGAGGUAAUGUUCAGACAAACAGGAACAAGAGCUAGAAGUAUGAACCCUUCCAGGCCAAACAGGCCUCUUUUUAUGUUUUGAACUACUGGAGCAAUGAACAAUCUGCACAGUCUGGUACUGUGAGACUGGUAGCACUAAAAAUU